Messenger RNA from Phyllostomus discolor (pale spear-nosed bat), 2235 nucleotides. RefSeq names its product alanine--glyoxylate aminotransferase 2 (gene AGXT2). The record is from RefSeq and is a predicted model, not a curated record. Gene Ontology annotation, biological process: glyoxylate catabolic process. Lineage: Eukaryota; Metazoa; Chordata; Mammalia; Chiroptera; Phyllostomidae. Gene Ontology annotation, cellular component: mitochondrion. Gene Ontology annotation, molecular function: L-alanine:glyoxylate transaminase activity; pyridoxal phosphate binding. The transcript has 15 exons. The coding region runs from base 86 to 1636 and encodes 516 amino acids.
AAUCUCAAAGUCCAGCCUGGGGGUGAGCAGUCCGAGCCCUUCCUCUGACCAGCUUCCACCAGGAUUUACUUCCUGACUAGGAGAGAUGACUCUGGCCUGGAGACUUGUGACACGAACUUUGCACCUGGAGACUUCCUCAUGCAGGACUUCUAAGACGUGCCCUUCCCUGAGCCUGAGCUUAGGUGCUUUGUGGGGGUCUGGGACCAAGCUCGGUCUUCAUACAAAGCCCAGGAUGCCUCCAUGUGACUUCACGCCUGAGAGAUACCAGUCCCUUCCCUACGGCCGCGUCCUGGACAUCCACAAGCAGCACCUUUCUCCCGUGCUGACGGCCUACUUUUCCGAGCCUUUGCUGCUCCACCAGGGCCACGGGGAGUGGCUCUUUGAUCACGAGGGAAACAGAUACCUGGACUUCUUUUCUGGGAUUGUCACCGUCAGUGUUGGUCACUGCCACCCGAAGGUAAACGCGGCGGCACAAAAGCAGCUCGGCCGCCUGUGGCACACAAGCGCCCUCUUCUUCCACCCACCAAGCCAUGAGUAUGCAGAGAAGCUUGCCGCACUUCUUCCUGAACCUCUAAAGGUCAUUUUCUUGACGAACAGCGGCUCCGAGGCCAACGACCUCGCCAUGAUGAUGGCCCGAGCACACUCCAAGAACACGGACAUCAUCUCCUUCAGAGGAGCCUACCACGGAUGCAGUCCUUACACCCUCGGCUUGUCAAACGUGGGGCUGUUCAAGAUGACCCUCCCCAGUGGGUCAGGCUGCCGAUCAACAAUGUGCCCAGACGUUUUCCGGGGCCCCUGGGGAGGAAGCCACUGUCGGGAUUCUCCCGUGCAAACGAUCAGGAAAUGCAGCUGUGCCCCAGACCACUGCCACGCUAAAGACCAGUAUAUUGAACAGUUCAAAGAUACUCUGAACACGUGUGUGGCCAAGUCAAUUGCUGGAUUUUUUGCAGAGCCAAUUCAGGGGGUGAACGGGGUCGUCCAGUACCCGAAGGGGUUUCUGAGGGAAGCCUUUGAGCUGGUGCGAGCACGGGGAGGCGUGUGCAUUGCGGACGAAGUGCAGACAGGAUUUGGAAGGCUGGGCUCUCACUUCUGGGGCUUCCAAACCCAUGGCGUCCUGCCAGACAUCGUCACCAUGGCCAAGGGGAUCGGGAACGGCUUUCCCAUGGCAGCAGUCGUGACAACUCCAGAGAUCGCCAGGUCUUUGGCCAACUGCGUGCUGCACUUCAGCACCUUCGGAGGGAGCCCCGUGGCCUGCGCCGUGGGAUCGGCCGUGCUCGAGGUGAUUAAAGAAGAAAAUCUACAGGAAAACAGUCAAGAAGUUGGCACCUACAUGUUACUGAAGUUUGCUAAGCUGCGGGAUGAAUUUGAAAUUAUUGGAGAUGUCCGCGGCAAAGGCCUCAUGAUAGGCGUAGAAAUGGUGAAGGAUAAGACAAGCCGCCAGCCUCUUCCCCGUGAGGAAGUCAGUCAGAUCCACGAGGACUGCAAACGCAUGGGUCUUAUCAUUGGCAAAGGUGGCCUUUUUUCUCAGACAUUCCGCAUUGCGCCCUCCAUGUGCAUCACCAAACCAGAAGUUGACUUUGCCGUGGAAGUAUUUCGCUGUGCGGUAAUCCAACACAUGGAGAGAAGAGCUCAAUAAGACUUAACAUAUAAAAACCCACAAGCCUCAGGAACCUCCCACUCAUGUUCAAGAGCUAAUGCGAGGAAUCUCAGAACCCCUGGUGGAAGUCGUGAAGGAUGACUGCCUGCCAGCCCUGUUUGUUAAUUAGCAGAGCCCCAAUAUUAAUUAGCAGAGCCCCGACAUGUUGGUAAACCCUGCAGGAAAGGGUCUCUCUCCCUAGCUCAGAGGAUAAAUCCUAACUAGUCCUGGUUAGUUACGGUCAUUUGAUUCCCCCUUGCGGUGACUGGCUCCUGCGUGAUCCGUGACAUACUUUGGAACAGUGAACCCUGAAGGAAAAUGCUGGUGCGGGUGCCGCUAGGGAAAGGUUUCUGCAUGCUUCCUGCUUCGCCGCCAGGAGAGAGGUUUUCUUGCCUUGAAGCAUGGUGUGUCCUGAUGGUACCUGCGCAAACCACGUCAGCCACUCUGGGGCCGUGAGACCACAGCUCCGUGCUGACGUCAGAAGGUGUUCGGAAGAUGAGUCCUGAGUGAGGUCAGUGAGCCACUGGCAGCCAGUCUGGGGCAACCUUACCUCGAGGCUUCUUGUGACGUGAGGCAAUAAACUCAUUGCAUGGCACGAG